Cephus cinctus (wheat stem sawfly) is the source of this 6610-nucleotide messenger RNA. RefSeq names its product myosin heavy chain, muscle (gene Mhc). The record is from RefSeq and is a predicted model, not a curated record. The coding region runs from base 228 to 6134 and encodes 1968 amino acids. Gene Ontology annotation, cellular component: myosin complex. Gene Ontology annotation, molecular function: cytoskeletal motor activity; actin filament binding; ATP binding. The transcript has 24 exons. Lineage: Eukaryota; Metazoa; Arthropoda; Insecta; Hymenoptera; Cephidae.
GAUUGGUCGAGAGCGUCAACCAAUCGAGUUGGACGUACCAAGCUAGGAUCACGUUGCACGCGCUUAUAUUGGGAGCCUCCGCUUGUUUCCCUGACAGAACGGCUCUCUAACGGCCGCCCAGAUCGUGCCGCCAGAAGUAGUCCGUCCGCCGCCGCUUGCCAAACACGUACGAAACUGACGACUGCUUAGCUCCAAGUAGAGAAGACAGGGACACUCACUAGAACAAGAUGCCGAAGCCGAAGCCUCAAGAGGGAGAGGAUCCCGAUCCCACCCCAUACCUCUUCGUGUCCCUCGAGCAGAAGAGAAUCGACCAGACCAAGCCGUACGAUGCGAAAAAGGCUUGCUGGGUACCCGACGAGAAGGAGGGAUACCUCCUUGGUGAAAUCAAGGCCACCAAGGGUGAUGUCGUCUCCGUUGGUCUGCCUGGCGGCGAGACCAAGCAGUUCCGCAAGGAUCAGCUGCAACAAGUGAAUCCGCCGAAAUUUGAGAAAGUCGAUGACAUAGCCAACCUGACCUUCCUCAACGAGGCCUCCGUACUGCACAACCUGAAGCAGCGUUACUUCAGCAAACUCAUUUACACCUAUUCUGGCCUGUUCUGUGUGGCCAUCAAUCCUUACAAGAGGUACCCCGUCUACACCCAACGUUGUGCCAAGCUCUACCGUGGUAAGAGGCGUAACGAAGUGCCACCUCACAUUUUCGCCAUCUCUGACGGAGCCUACGUCAACAUGUUGACCAACAGCGAGAAUCAGUCUAUGUUGAUUACCGGUGAAUCUGGUGCCGGAAAGACUGAGAACACGAAGAAGGUAAUUGCGUACUUCGCCACUGUCGGUGCCUCGACGAAGAAGGUCGACGAAGCUUCCCAGAAGAAGGGUUCCCUCGAGGAUCAGGUCGUCCAGACCAAUCCUGUACUUGAGGCUUUCGGUAACGCUAAGACCGUCCGUAACGAUAACUCCUCCCGUUUCGGUAAAUUCAUUCGUAUCCACUUUGGUCCAUCUGGAAAACUGGCUGGUGCUGAUAUCGAGACCUACCUUCUGGAGAAGGCUCGUGUAAUCUCUCAGCAGUCCCUUGAGCGUUCCUACCACAUCUUCUACCAAAUGAUGUCCGGAGCUGUUCCCGGCUUGAAGGAAAUUUGCUGUCUUUCGAACAACGUCAACGACUACUACUUCGUCUCCCAGGGAAAGACUACUAUCCCCGGUGUCGAUGACGGCGAGGAAUGCCUUUUGACCGACCAAGCCUUCGACGUCCUCGGUUUCACCCAGGAGGAGAAGGACAACAUCUACAAGAUCACUGCCGCUGUCAUGCACAUGGGAGGCAUGAAGUUCAAGCAGAGGGGUCGCGAAGAGCAGGCUGAGGCUGACGGCACUGAGGAGGGUGAACGCGUAGCCAAGUUGCUGGGCUGCGAUUGCGCCGAUCUGUACAAGAACUUGCUCAAGCCCAGGAUCAAGGUCGGUAACGAGUUCGUGACCCAGGGUCGUAACAAGGACCAGGUUGCCUAUUCCGUCGGUGCCAUGUCCAAGGCCAUGUUCGACAGACUCUUCAAGUGGCUGGUCAAGAAGUGUAACGAGACUCUUGACACCAAGCAGAAACGUCAGCACUUCAUCGGUGUACUGGAUAUUGCCGGUUUCGAAAUCUUUGACUUCAACAGCUUUGAGCAGCUCUGCAUCAACUUCACCAACGAGAAGUUGCAACAGUUCUUCAACCACCAUAUGUUCAUCCUUGAGCAAGAAGAGUACAAGCGCGAGGGCAUUGAAUGGACAUUCAUUGACUUUGGAAUGGACCUUCAACAAACUAUUGAACUUAUUGAGAAGCCCAUGGGUAUCCUCUCCAUCCUUGAGGAAGAGUCUAUGUUCCCCAAAGCCACGGACAAGACCUUUGAGGAGAAAUUGAACAACAACCAUCUUGGCAAGAGUCCCAACUUCUUGAAGCCCAAGCCACCGAAGCCUGGUCAGCAACCUGCCCACUUCGCCAUUGGCCAUUAUGCCGGCAACGUACCUUACAACAUCACUGGCUGGCUCGAGAAGAACAAGGACCCGUUGAACGACACCGUUGUCGAUCAGUUCAAGAAGUCCACGAACAAAUUGCUGAUCGAGAUCUUCGCUGAUCAUCCCGGUCAGUCCGGUGACGCCGGUGGUGGUGGCGGCGGCAAAGGUGGACGCGGUAAGAAGGGCGGUGGCUUCUCCACCGUGUCUUCCUCCUACAGGGAGCAGCUGAACAACCUCAUGACCACUCUGAGGGCCACUCAGCCUCACUUCGUUCGUUGUAUCAUCCCCAACGAAUUGAAGCAGCCUGGAGUGAUUGACUCCCACUUGGUGAUGCACCAGCUCACCUGUAACGGUGUACUUGAAGGCAUCCGUAUUUGCCGUAAAGGUUUCCCCAACAGGAUGGUCUACCCUGACUUCAAGCUUCGGUACAAGAUCCUGGCACCCCAGGCCGUCGACAAGUGUGCUGCCGACCCGAAGAAGGCUGCCGAGGCUAUCUUGGACGCUGCUGGCCUUGAAGCUGAUCAAUACCGUCUUGGACACACCAAGGUCUUCUUCCGCGCUGGAGUCCUGGGUCAGAUGGAAGAAUUGCGUGACGAGCGUCUUGGCAAGAUCGUCUCGUGGAUGCAGGCCUUCGUCAGGGGUUACAUUACCCGCAAGGAGUACAAGAAACUCCAGGAGCAGCGUCUGGCUCUCCAAGUCGUCCAGCGCAACUUGCGCAAGUACCUCCAGCUCCGCACCUGGCCCUGGUACAAGCUCUGGCAGAAGGUCAAGCCUCUCCUCAACGUCACCCGCAUCGAGGACGAGCUCGCCAAACUCGAAGAGAAGGCCGCCAAGGCCCAGGAAGCCUUCGAGCGCGAGGAGAAACUUCGCAAGGAAUUGGAGACCCUCAACAGCAAACUCCUCACCGAGAAGACCGACCUCCUUCGUCAACUCGAGGGAGAGAAGGGAUCCCUCUCCGAGUUCCAGGAGAAGUCUGCCAAACUCUCCGCCCAGAAGAUCGACCUCGAGUCCCAGCUCCAGGAUAUCACCGACAGACUGCAGCAGGAAGAGGACGCCAGAAACCAGCUCUUCCAGAACAAGAAGAAGUUGGAGCAGGAGGUGUCCGGGCUGAAGAAGGACGUCGAAGAUCUUGAAUUGGCUGUUCAGAAAUCCGAGCAGGACAAGGCCACCAAGGAUCACCAGAUCCGCAACUUGAACGACGAGAUCGCUCACCAGGACGAGCUCAUCAACAAGUUGAACAAGGAGAAGAAGAACCAGGGUGAGGUUAACCAGAAGACUAGCGAAGAACUUCAGGCCGCCGAAGAUAAGGUCAACCAUCUCAACAAGGUUAAGGCCAAGCUCGAGCAGACCCUUGAUGAACUCGAGGACUCCCUUGAGCGUGAGAAGAAACUCCGCGGAGACGUCGAGAAGACCAAGAGGAAGGUUGAGGGAGACCUCAAACUUACCCAGGAAGCCGUCGCCGACCUCGAGAGGAACAAGAAGGAACUGGAGCAGACCAUCCAGCGCAAGGACAAGGAACUUUCCUCCCUCACUGCCAAGCUCGAGGAUGAACAGUCCCUUGUCGGCAAGCUCCAGAAGCAAAUCAAGGAGCUCCAGGCCCGCAUCGAGGAACUCGAGGAGGAAGUCGAGGCUGAACGUCAAGCUCGCGCUAAGGCCGAGAAGCAACGCAGCGACCUCGCCCGCGAACUCGAGGAGCUCGGUGAGCGCCUUGAGGAAGCCGGUGGUGCCACUUCCGCUCAGAUCGAACUCAACAAGAAGAGAGAGGCUGAGCUCAGCAAGCUCCGCAGGGACCUCGAGGAGGCCAACAUCCAGCACGAAGGAUCUCUCGCCAACCUUCGCAAGAAGCACAACGAUGCCGUCGCCGAGAUGGGAGAGCAGAUCGAUCAGCUGAACAAGCUCAAGGCUAGGGCCGAGAAGGAGAAGGUUCAGUACUUCAGCGAGUUGAACGAACUCCGUGCCAGCGUCGACCAUCUGAGCAAUGAGAAGGCUGCUCAGGAGAAGAUCGCCAAGCAGCUCCAGCACCAGCUUAACGAGACCCAGGGCAAACUCGAGGAAGUCAACCGCACCCUGAACGAUUUCGAUGCCGCCAAGAAGAAGCUUUCCAUCGAAAACAGUGAUCUCCUUCGUCAACUUGAGGAGGCCGAAUCCCAGGUCAGCCAACUGUCCAAGAUCAAGAUCUCCCUGACCACUCAGCUAGAGGACACCAAGAGACUCGCCGACGAGGAAUCCCGCGAGCGUGCUACCCUCCUUGGCAAGUUCCGCAACUUGGAACACGAUCUGGACAACAUCCGCGAACAGGUCGAAGAGGAAGCCGAAGGCAAGGCUGACCUACAGAGGCAGUUGAGCAAGGCUAACGCCGAGGCUCAGCUCUGGCGCACCAAGUACGAAUCCGAGGGUGUUGCCCGCGCCGAGGAACUCGAGGAAGCCAAGCGCAAGCUCCAGGCUCGCCUCGCCGAGGCCGAGGAAACCAUCGAGUCCCUCAACCAGAAGGUCAUCGCUCUGGAGAAGACCAAGCAGCGUCUUGCUACCGAGGUCGAGGAUCUCCAACUGGAGGUCGACCGUGCCACUGCCAUCGCCAACGCCGCCGAGAAGAAGCAGAAGGCCUUCGACAAGAUCAUCGGCGAAUGGAAGCUCAAGGUCGACGAUCUGGCCGCCGAGCUCGACGCCAGCCAGAAGGAGUGCCGCAACUACAGCACCGAGCUCUUCAGGCUCAAGGGUGCCUACGAGGAAGGCCAGGAACAACUCGAAGCCGUCCGUCGCGAGAACAAGAACCUCGCCGACGAGGUCAAGGAUCUCCUCGACCAGAUUGGAGAGGGUGGACGCAACAUCCACGAAAUCGAAAAGGCCAGGAAGCGCCUCGAGGCCGAAAAGGACGAGCUCCAGGCCGCUCUCGAGGAAGCUGAAGCUGCUCUCGAACAGGAGGAGAACAAGGUACUCCGUAGCCAGCUUGAACUCAGCCAGGUCAGACAGGAGAUCGACCGUCGUAUCCAGGAGAAGGAAGAGGAAUUCGAAAACACCAGGAAGAACCACCAGCGCGCUCUCGACUCCAUGCAAGCUUCCCUCGAAGCCGAAGCCAAGGGCAAGGCUGAGGCGCUGCGCAUGAAGAAGAAGCUCGAAGCUGACAUCAACGAGCUCGAGAUUGCUCUGGACCACGCUAAUAAGGCCAACGCUGAAGCCCAGAAGAACAUUAAGAGAUACCAACAGCAGUUGAAGGACGUCCAGACCGCCCUUGAAGAGGAACAGCGUGCCCGUGAUGAGGCCCGUGAACUUCUUGGAAUCAGUGAACGCCGUGCCAACGCCCUCCAGAACGAACUUGAGGAGAGCCGCACCCUUCUGGAACAGGCCGACCGCGGUCGUCGCCAGGCCGAACAAGAACUUGGAGAUGCCCACGAGCAGCUGAACGAACUCAGCGCUCAAAACGCUUCCAUCUCUGCUGCCAAGAGGAAACUCGAAGCCGAACUCCAGACCCUCCACUCUGACCUUGAUGAGCUCCUCAACGAAGCCAAGAACUCCGAGGAGAAGGCCAAGAAGGCUAUGGUUGAUGCCGCCCGAUUGGCUGACGAACUCAGAGCCGAACAGGACCAUGCUCAGACUCAGGAGAAGCUGCGCAAGGCUCUCGAGACCCAGAUCAAGGAGCUCCAGGUGCGUCUGGACGAAGCCGAGGCCAACGCCCUCAAGGGUGGCAAGAAGGCCAUCCAGAAGCUCGAACAGCGCGUCCGCGAACUCGAGAACGAACUCGAUGGUGAACAGAGGAGACAUGCCGAUGCCCAGAAGAACCUCCGCAAGGCCGAGCGCCGCAUCAAGGAGCUCAGCUUCCAGGCCGACGAAGACCGCAAGAAUCACGAGCGCAUGCAAGACCUGGUGGACAAGCUCCAGCAGAAGAUCAAGACGUACAAAAGGCAGAUCGAGGAAGCCGAGGAGAUCGCCGCUCUCAACCUUGCCAAGUUCCGCAAGGCCCAGCAGGAGCUCGAGGAAGCCGAAGAGAGGGCAGACCUUGCCGAGCAAGCCAUCGCCAAGUUCCGCACCAAGGGACGUGGAGGAAGCACCGCCCGUGGUCUCAGCCCAGCGCCACACCGACCUUCGUUCAAACCCACCCUCGAUGGUUCCGCAUUCCCGCCACGCUUCGACCUGCAGCCCGAUGGUGAAUUCUAAGCCAACGAGUCCACGAUCCCCGUCAAUCAGCAUCCACUUUCAAUGUCAUCGACUAUUCAUCGAAACAUCAUUAAACGUUCGCGCCCUCGGUUGACUCUCGGUUGACCUACCACUGAGAUCAUCGAGAAAAGCACAAAGUCAAGAAGAGAAGAGACGCACGAGUAUAACGAAGAGAGGCGCGACGUCUUACACUUUCCCGCGAAAAUCAAUAAAAAAUUGUCAAUGAAUUAUUAUAAUUAACCGUGCGUCAUCACACUAUACACGAAGAAGAUAGACACAGAGAGCCUGAAGACAGAGUAAGGAAGGAUACGCGGAUAAGAGAUGCCAAAAGCGAAUGAACCAGCGAACAACAUCAUCGAUUUAACAUCAUCGAUACUAUCCUAUCCUAUAAAGUAAUUUAAUUUAUAAAAAAAAAGCGAAAUAUGUAUUUAUUAAAGUAAAUAAGCAAAUAAAUAAACAUAAGAACUGAAACCUUA